This is a messenger RNA of Aplosporella prunicola CBS 121167, 1010 nucleotides long. RefSeq lists its product as uncharacterized. The record is from RefSeq and is a predicted model, not a curated record. The transcript has a single exon. Bases 84 to 701 code for a protein of 205 amino acids. NCBI's taxonomy places the organism in Eukaryota, Fungi, Ascomycota, Dothideomycetes, Botryosphaeriales, Aplosporellaceae.
AUAUUACGCCCGCGGCGCCGCUACCUACCCACCUACCCAUCACUCGCACCGCUCUCGAUCGGGCAAUCGGCCGCAACGACUCAAUGGGCCGAGAAGAGCCUGCCAGACAGACAAACAGACAAACAGACAGACAGACGUUAGAACACCGCGCAAGCAUUAAACAUCGGAGUCAUAGAGCCCUAGAGCAUUGCGAUACCCCUGGACUUUAUUGGCUGUUUAUUUCCUUUUUUCCUUUUUUCUCGGGGGAGUUCGUUGGUGCGUACAUCAUCAUCAUCAUCAUCAUCAUCAUCAUCAAUCAAUCAAGCAAGCAUAUAAUCAUUUCACACUGCAUGCAUUACUGCGUGUUGUGCUUUUGCUCGGUUCUGGGGUGUUUGAGCCGCAUUCUUCUACUGCUGCUGCUGCUGCUCGAUCGCAUUUACAUGCUGCGCGGGGCGGUCGUGUGCGCCUUGCGUUGCACAUGCCCAUGUAAACUUUACGACGAAUGGCACGCGACCUCUGGGCGCGCGUCCAGCUGUUCCACCAGCUUCACUAGAAUCACCACCACAACCUCCGCGGACUCCCGCGACUUGCAGCGCCGGUAUCGGACCUCUGGCUGGUGCGGCCCAGUCCAGCUCACCUCCUAUUGUACCACCAGCGUAGCUAUCGCAUCGAACAGCCCUUUACCGACCCACUCGCGCAAAGCACGUCGCGCGUCCUCGUAAGACGGUAGCGUGGCCUCCAUGCUGUAGGUACCUAGGUAGGCAGACGGGAAGCGGAACAGCGCACGGCCCGGUCGGCGUCCGCGCUGCCAUGCCGUGGACGUACGUACGGAUCCGUACAUGGGUAGUAGAGCAGUUUGCUUGCUUGCUUGCUCGGUCGCGACAGCGUCCGCAUCCGAGCACCCUGAUGUCUCGUCUCCGCCCUUGCUUCCCUACCUACCCAUGUACCUAUAAACAGACACGUCGGUCGCUGGUCGCUGGUUGUUGGUUGCUGGCGCGGCAAUAUAGCGACUGCGCUAGGUGGGUGGUGCG